GGCAGCGCUCCUCGAGAAGAAGGAAGGCCUUGGUGCCAGAGCGGGCGCGGGAGCUGUGGGCCUGAAAACAGUCUCUCUAGAGCAUCUCCAGGUGCCCUCAGAAAUGUCUUCCUUAAGUGGCCGAGUCCAGACUGUUUUGGGACCACUGGAGCCAAGCAAACUGGGCCGCACGCUGACCCACGAACAUUUGACCAUGACCUUUGACUGCUGUUACUACCCGCCGCCUCCGUCUCUCGAAGCCGCCUCGAAGGAACCUAUUAGGAUGAAAAAUUUGUUUUGGAUCCGGAAAAACCCUUAUUCCCAUAAGGAGAAUCUGCAGCUGAAUCAGGAGACAGAAGCCAUCAAGGAAGAACUGUUGUAUUUUAAAGCCAGUGGCGGAGGGGCUUUGGUGGAGAACACGACCACCGGGAUCAGCCGGGACGUGCAGACCCUGAAGCGGCUGGCGGAGGAGACCGGCGUCCACAUCAUAGCGGGCGCCGGCUUCUAUGUGGACGCAACUCACCCUCCGGAGACCAGAGCCAUGUCCGUGGAGCAGCUUACUGAUGUCCUCACUAAUGAAAUUCUCCAUGGAGCUGACAGAACCAGUAUCAAGUGUGGCGUUAUUGGAGAAAUUGGUUGCUCCUGGCCUCUGACCGAGAGUGAGAGAAAGGUUCUUCAGGCAACAGCUCAUGCCCAGGCUCAGCUUGGCUGUCCUGUUAUCAUUCAUCCUGGAAAGAAUCCAAGUGCACCCUUCCAGAUUAUCCGAAUAUUGCAAGAAGCAGGUGCGGACAUCUCCAAAACAGUUAUGUCACACCUUGAUAGGACAAUACUGGAUAAGAAGAAACUACUGGAAUUUGCUAAACUUGGCUGUUAUUUGGAAUAUGAUCUUUUUGGUAAUGAUCUCCUUCAUUACCAGUUGAACCCAGAUAUUGACAUGCCCGAUGACAAUAAAAGAAUUAGAAGGGUACGUCUCCUGGUGGAUGAGGGCUACGAAGACCGAGUUCUGAUGGCCCAGGACAUACACACAAAGCACCGGCUGAUGAAAUACGGAGGUCACGGCUACUCUCACAUACUCACCAACGUUGUUCCCAAAAUGUUGCUUAGAGGUAUAACUGAAAAUGCAAUUGAUAAGAUACUAAUAGAGAACCCUCAGCGGUGGCUAACUUUCAAAUAGGAUGGUUAUAAAGUCACACCUUGAAUAUACAGCUUACAGAGGGUAUUCAGUGAUUUCAACCACUGUGAGAUAUUAAUUAAUCAGAGCGACACAGGACUAAUGAUGGACCAUUUCCUUUCUAUGAGACUUAGACGCACGUUGUCUUCUCAGAAGCUGGGCUCUUACAUCUGCACCUUUAGGGAGUCACUGAGCCUCACUAAACCCUAUUGCUUUGCCUUUAACAAAAUAAACACAGAAGGUGCCUACUUCCAAACAAUGAUUUACAGUCGGAAUCCCUUUAGUGAAGUUUUGUUUUGUUUUCUUAAUCUAUCAGCUGCCCUACUUGAAAAUUUAAAGCGUUUUUAGUGACAUUACCCCCUUCUGGAGCAAUCCAAUGUUUCUUGUAAUAUUGAUGAUCCUACUAAUUAUCCGGCUGUUCUUUAAUUAAUGCUUAAUGAAUAAUAUGGCACUUUAAAAUAGCUUCUUGAGCAAGGGAAGUAAAGUUGAGAUUUUUUUUUCCAAUAGAUACUGUAAGACAAUUACCAAUUUACAAUGGUAAAAUAUUACAUGCUGUCCACCUAUCUAUAUAUGGAAUUAUAAUAAAUCAUUGUGUUACCAGUGGCUUUCUGGCAUCCAUUUUUACUAUAAAUUUUGUUGUGCUUUGAAAAAUAUGUCUAAAGGGGCAUGAACACAUAACACUGAAUUAUAAAAAUUCAAUCAUAAAAGCCAAAAUA
Molossus molossus (Pallas's mastiff bat) is the source of this 1866-nucleotide messenger RNA. It is a transcript of the gene PTER, whose product is annotated as phosphotriesterase related. Bases 104 to 1153 code for a protein of 349 amino acids. Lineage: Eukaryota; Metazoa; Chordata; Mammalia; Chiroptera; Molossidae. Gene Ontology annotation, molecular function: zinc ion binding; hydrolase activity, acting on ester bonds. The record is from RefSeq and is a predicted model, not a curated record. The transcript is spliced from 5 exons. Gene Ontology annotation, biological process: catabolic process.